AUGCAAGUAUUUGAAAGUGUUGAUCGUGUUAAAGUGAUAUUCCUUGGUCCACCAGCAGUGGGCAAAACCAGCAUUGUUCAACAAUUCGUGUGGAAUAGCUUCUGCGACGAAUACCAGCCGACUGACCGUAGGCACACCUACUACCCAAGCGUGAUCUCUAACGACCGUCUAUACGAAAUUAAAAUCUCCGACUUACCAGUCAUACCUUAUUUCCCAGUCAAUUCGUAUUACGAGUGGACCGAUUACCGUUUCUACGGCUUGCGUUCCGCUUCUGCCCAUGUAUUGGUCUUCGAUCUCGCCAACCUAGAAACCUUCCAGUACGUGAAAACACUGCGCGAGCAAAUCUGCGAGAGUCGUAACAUGUCCAACGUGCCAAUUCUGGUUAUUGGUAACAAACUAGAUCUUAUAUCCGGUGAAGAUAGUGCUGCUUCAACAAGCGCCUCAUCCAAGGCAAUUACUGGUGGAGAUGCAGAAAAGCGACGCGAUAUCGCCAAUCUGGUACGCAAGCACUGGAAGUGUGGUUAUAUGGAAUGUUCAGCAAAAUACAAUUGGAAAUUAGUGGCGGCCUUUCGGGAACUUAUGGGCAUGGUAGAUAGCAUUGACGUGCGUGAGCAAAGUCCCAUGCUCGACAAUCUGCAGGAUGCGCUCGAUCGCAACAAGUGCGCAAUCCUUUGAAAUUCGGCCAGUGCGCAUCAUCUGCGCCAUGAUCCCCUCACUAAGGACGAGAAAGAUAUGCUU
Molecule: messenger RNA, 738 nt
Organism: Dalotia coriaria
Lineage: Eukaryota; Metazoa; Arthropoda; Insecta; Coleoptera; Staphylinidae
Product: ras-like protein family member 10B
Exons: 2
Coding region: 1-675 (224 amino acids)
Molecular function (GO): GTP binding; GTPase activity
Source: RefSeq, a predicted model, not a curated record